AUGUCGCUUCUUCAUCUCUGUCGCUUCCCCCUCUCUCAUUCAUCGCUGUCGCUUCCCCUCUCUUUUUCAUCUCUAUCGCUUCCAAUCAAUUUUCGUCUUUGUCUCUUUCAAUUUCUUUAUCUCUGGUGUUUUCAAUCAAUUUCCUAUGUCUAUCAUUUCCAAAAUCUCCUCUUCAUCUCUAUCGCUUCCAUUCAAAUCUUCAUAUCUGUCGCUUCGAACCUAAACAUCAUCUCUGUCGAUUCCAACCACUUCUCCAUCUCUAUCGCUAAUCCUCUCUUUUUCAUCUCUAUCGUUUCCAAUCUCUUCUACAUCUCUGUCGCUUCCAAUCAAUUUUCGUCUCUGUUUUAUUUUCUUUUUCAUCUCUGGCGUAUUCAAUCAACUUCUUUCUAUCACUUCCAAACGCUUGUUGAUCUCUGUUGCUUUCAAUCUGGUCAUCAUUGUCGCUUGGAAAAUCAUUUUUGUCUCUUCUUCAACUCAUUCGCUUCCACUCACCUGUCCAUCAUCUCUGUCGUUUCAAAUCUUUCCUUCAUCUCUAUUGUUUUCAACGACUUCUUCAUCUCUAUCGCUUUCAAUCAAUUAUUCAUGUCUGUCGCUUCCAUUCUGACCAUCAUCUCUGGCGUUUCCGAUCUCUUCAUCAUCUCUAUCGCUUCCAACCACUUCGUCUCUAUCGCCUUUAAACAUUGCUUCAUACCUGUUGCUUUCAUUCUCUUCUUCUUCUUCUCUAUCACUUCCAAUGACUUCUUCAUAUCUGGCGCCUCCAAUCUCUUCUUUAUCUGUGUCACUUCCAAACUCUCCAUCAUCUCUGUCGCUUCCAUCUGUUUAUGUCUAUCUCUUACAUUCUUCUUCAUCUAUUUCGUUUCCAAUCUCGUCUCUAUCUCUAUCGAAUCCAACCCCUCAAUCAUCUCUGUCGCUUCCAAAGUCUUGUUCAUCUUUGUUUUUCCCAAUCACUUCUCCAUCUCUAUGGCUUCCAAUAACUUCAUCGAUUCUGUCCCUUCAUCUACAAUCUCUUCUUCAUCUUUAUCGCUUCUAACCACUUCCAUUAUCUUUGUCGCUUCUAACCACUUCUUCAUCUCUAUCGUCUUUAAAUACUUCUUCAUACCUGUUGCUUCCAAUCUCCUCUUCUUCUUCUUCUUCUUCUUCUUCUUCUUCUAUCGCUUCCAAUCUCUUAUUUCAUCUAUGUCGCCGAAAAUAUCGUCUUCAUCUCUCUCACUUUCUUUAUAUAUAUCACUUCCAAUCAGUUCUACCUAUCUGUCGUUUCCAAACUUUUCUUCAUCUCUAUCGCGUCUCCAUCAUUGUCGUUUCCAAUCUUUUCUUCAUCUCUAUCGCUUUCAACCAGUUCUUCAUCUCUAUCACUUCUUCAUCUCUACCGCUUCCAACCUCAUCAUUAUCUCUGUCGUUUCCACUAUUCUUCAUCUCGAUCGCAUCCAGUCUCUUCUUCAUCUUUUCUCCAUCAUAUGUGUUGUUUCCAAUGUUUUCUUCAUUUCUGUCGCUUCCAGUCAUAUCUUCAUCUCUAUCGAUUCCAAUCACUUCUUCAUAACUGUCGCUUCUAAACACUUCUUCAUCUCUAUCGCCUUUAAACAUUUAUUCAAACCUGUUUCUUUCAAUCUCUUCUUCUUCUCUAUCGCUUCCAAGCCGUUCUUCAUCUCUGUCGCUUUCAACCACUUCUUCAUCUCUCGCUUCCAAUCAAUUCUUCAUCUCUGUCGCUUCCAAUCAAUUCUUCAUAUGUGUCGCUUCCAACCUCAACACCAUCUCUAUCGUUUUCCAAUCUCUUCUUCAUCUCUAUCACCUUUAAACCCAUCUUCGUACCUGUUGCUUCCAAUCUCUUCUCUAUCAAUUCCACUUAAUUCUUCAUAUCUGUCGCUUCUAAAGUCGCCAUCUCUGUUGUUUCCAAUUUCUUCUUCAUCUCUAUCGCUUCCAACCACUUCCGUCAUCUUUGUCGCUUCCAACCACUUCUUCAUUUUUAUCGCCUUUAAACACUUUUCCUGUUGCUUCAACCUGUUGUCGCUUCCAAUAAUUCUUCAUCUUCUUCUUCAUAACUUCUCUAUCGCCUACAUCAUUUCUUCAUAUCUGUCGCUUCCAAUUUCUUCUACAUGUCUGUCGCUUCAGACCUCUUCUUCAUCUCUGUCGCUUCUAACCUCUUCUGUGUCUCUGUCGCUUCCAGUUUCUUCUUCAUCUCUGUCGCUUGCAAUCUAUUCUUUAACUCUUCUGUUCAUAGCUCUCUAUCUCUCACAGUAUGUUCACAUCUAUCUAUCUAUCUAUCUAUCUAUCUAUCUAUCUAUCUAUCUAUCUAUCUAA
Acanthosepion pharaonis is the source of this 2295-nucleotide messenger RNA. The record is from the annotation of a GenBank genome assembly. Lineage: Eukaryota; Metazoa; Mollusca; Cephalopoda; Sepiida; Sepiidae.